Rosa chinensis is the source of this 5372-nucleotide messenger RNA. Its product is annotated as protein ESSENTIAL FOR POTEXVIRUS ACCUMULATION 1. The transcript has 11 exons. Gene Ontology annotation, molecular function: protein binding. The coding region runs from base 279 to 5093 and encodes 1604 amino acids. NCBI's taxonomy places the organism in Eukaryota, Viridiplantae, Streptophyta, Magnoliopsida, Rosales, Rosaceae. The record is from RefSeq and is a predicted model, not a curated record.
GCUGUUCUGACCACCACCCAAACCCUCACCCUUUUCUUUUACCAGACCCUCUCUCUCUCUCUCUCUCUCUCUCUCUCUCUCUGCUCAGUGUUGUUGUACAAACUAUUUUCCGAAACCCUAGAUUCUCUGAAAUUUCACAACCAAUCCAAACCCUAACCCUCUCGCUCUCUCUCUCUCUCUCUCUCUCUCUCUAUUGGCUCUGUAGCACCGGAGCUUCAAUCCGCAGCUUUCUUCUCCUUUUCUCGAUCUCCGGCUUCGUCACUCUUCGACCUUUUUCUAUGGCGGAACGCAAGCUCGAUCUCCCCGACGAUCUCCUCUCCUCCAAACCCUCCGAUCAGUCCUGGACCUCCAAAGUUGAAGUUUCUGGAGGAAAUGAUGAGGAAAAGGUGCUUAUGGGGUCAUCUGAUGAGUUGAAAGAUCCAGCAGCCUUGGAUAGCAGCAUACCUUUGUCACCCCAGUGGCUUUAUGCCAAGCCGAUUGAGUCUAAGUUGGAAAUGCGUGGUCCAACUUCAAUUGGAAACUCCACUGACAGCAACCAGAAGGACGGUUGGCGAUUGGAAGGAUCUGAGGACAAGAAAGAUUGGAGGCGACCUGCUACUGAAAGUGAAAGUAGCCGUCGUUGGCGUGAAGAGGAAAGAGAAACUAGCUUGCUUGGUGGUAGAAGAGAUCGUAGGAAAACAGAACGCCGUGCUGACAAUAUUUCAUUGAGGGACACAGCUGACAGUAGAGCAUUGCCUACAACUGACAGGUGGCAUGAUGGCCGCAAUGAAGUACGGCGUGAUAGCAAAUGGUCGUCUAGGUGGGGUCCUGAAGACAAAGAAAAGGAGCCCCGAAGUGAGAAGAGAACAGAUGUGGAGAAGGAUGAUGCUCACAGUAACAGUGAGAGUCAAUCUCUUGGAGCUAACAACCGUUCAGCUGCUGAGUCAGAUUCUCGGGAUAAAUGGAGGCCACGACAUAGAAUGGAGGUUCAAACUGGGGGGUCAGCUACUUACCGUGCUGCACCUGGAUUUGGACAAGAAAGAGGACGGGUGGAGGGUUCGAAUUUGGGAUUUACCCUGGGGCGAGGAAGGUCAAGUGGUAUUGGGAGAUCCGCAGGCACUAUUGGCUCUGCUCUUUCAGGAAAGAGUGAAGGUGUCCCUGGGAAACCAAGGCACUCAGCUGAUGGUUUUUGCUACCCGAGGGGAAAGCUUCUUGAUAUUUAUCGGCAGCGAAAGCCUGAACUCUCUUUUGAUACCAUGCCAGAUGAGAUGGAGGAGGCCCCCUCACUAACUCAAGUUGAUUUUGUUGAACCAUUGGCUUUUCAUGCCCCUGAUGCUGAUGAGGAGGCCAUCCUUAGCGAUAUAUGGAAGGGAAAAAUUACAAGUAGUGGGGUAGUAUACAAUUCAUUCAGAAAGGGGAGAUCAACUGAAAAUAUUACAGGUGUGGGAGACUUAGAAGCUGCUGAUGGAGUUCUGGGCAAUUUGCCCUCGACUGUCACUCAAGAGACUAGCACCUUUCAGGAGGCUGCAAAUGCUGAUGACUAUGGGACUUUGUGGAAUUAUGGUUCACAGAGGAAUGUGAUAAAUGGAAAAGAUGUUGGUCAUAAAGAAAAUGAUAACAGAGCUACUGAAGGAAAGGACCUUGAUGGAGUUUCCCUAUCAACUCAAAAAAGUAAUGGUAUCUAUGGUGAUGUUGAGACUGAUGGUUCUUACGAUAGUGCAAAUCAGCUUCAUCUUGGUGGCAAUAGGAAAAUUGGAGAUCCUGCCUUUUCAAAUCAUCCUGUAUCUGAUGACAUUGAGUUUGCCAAUUAUUCCGAAAUAAGAUCCAACCUUCCCGACGUUCCAAAUACUCUCUAUGGUUUGGCCUCUUCUGAGCAGAAUGAGAAUAGCAACCCUAGAGUGAAAGAGUUAGAAAUGGGUGUUCAUCCUGAGGGUUUGUAUUACUACUACCUUGAUCCUCAAGGGGUGACCCAAGGGCCAUAUCAGGGGUUAGACAUCAUUUCAUGGUUUGAACAAGGUUUCUUUGGGAUAGACUUGCUUGUUCGCUUGGAGGAUGCUCCUGAAGGAACACCUUUCAAAGAGUUGGGGGAGUUCAUGCCAUAUCUUAAAUCUUGGGAUGAGAAUGGCAGUAUCAUAAAUCCAAGUUCUAAGCUAGAAGAAUCUGGUGGCUUAGGAGGGAGUCUGGAGUCCAGUUUACCCUUUUCUGCAGCAGUUUCAGACAGUAACUAUGCAUUUCUGGGAAAUGACCAUCAGCGGCCCAUGCCUGAACUAAACAGCCUUUCAGCUCAGCAUAUUCAGCCAAGAAUUUCCGAGCCUGAAGCUCCACUACAACUACAUUCAAGGGGUCAAAGCUUUAAUGAUUUUGUUGAACAAGAUGAAGAUAUUGUGUUUCCUGGAAUACAUGGAACCGCUGCCUAUUCUACUGCACGAUCUUCUGGGAGCAUACACGAUUCUAUGGCAAACUCUAUUAAUCACCUUCCUCCCCCAACUGAAAUGACAGAAUCUGGUGUGCCUAUUCAGAAUGAUAAUAAGUUGCAUCCCUUUGGCUUGCUAUGGUCUGAGCUAGAAAGCGGCCAAUCAAAGCAUUCCAAGUCGGCCAAUAUGCCAUCUAGUAAGGGGAGGGCUGUUCCAUUUGGUGCAAAUCCUGAUCCAGCAAUUGCUGAGACGUGGUCUGAUCUUCAUAGAAAAAGUUCAGUCUCUGAUCCGAACUUGUAUCAGGAAAUGUUGACUCCUCGCCAAUUAUCGCACAUGGAACAGGAACCCAGUCAUUAUGAUUUAGCAGAGCAGCUUAUGUCGCAGCAAAUUCGACAGCAGCAGCAACUCCAACAGCGAAAUAUGUUGUCUGGUUUUGCACACUUGAAUGACAAUGUAUUAGAUCCUUUGCAAAAUCAGAAUCUUAUUCACCAUCAACAGUUAGCCAACCAUUCUGCAGCAGAUCUGGAUCACCUUUUGGCACUUCAGAGGCAGGCUCAGCUCGAGCAACAUCAACUGCAACAACAGCAGCAGUUUCAUCAACAGCAGAAGCUUUUACAGGAGCAACAGCAAUCACAAGUACAACAGGUGCUUUUUGAACAAUUGUUGCGUGGUCAAAUGCAUGAUCCUACACUUAGGCAGCCACAUGUUGAUCCUGUAAGAGCAAACAAUGUUAUUGAUCAGGUUCUAUUAGAGCAGCAGCUUCUACGUGAACUUCAGCAACGGUCUCACCAUCUUCCAAGGCAUGUUGAUCCAACUAUAGAGCAGUUAAUUCAAGCAAAGUUUGGUCAUACACCUCAAGGACAUCAAACAGAUUUGUUUGAGCUACUGUCUCGUGCACAGCAUGAACAGAUUCAGUCGCUGGAACAUCAGAUGCAUGCCAGGCAGUUACCCAUGGGAAUAAGGCAGCGAAUGGAAGAAGAGAGGCAUAUCGGUUCUGUCUGGCCAGCUGAGGAAUCAAAUCAGAUUUUCAGGACCCAUGCUGGUAAUCAUGGUCACCGAGGGCACUCUUCUGGCUUUAAUCCUUUAGAUUUUUAUCAGAGGCAGCAGAGGCCAUCUCAUGAGGAGCAGCUGAAUCACCUUGACCGGAAUCUUUCAUUACAGGAUCGACUUCAGCAAGGUUUUUAUGAGCCUGGCUCACUGCCGUUUGAGCGGUCAAUGUCAUUACCUGCUGGUGCACCAGGGAUGAACUUGGAUGUAGUAAAUGCUAUGGCUCGUGCCCAGGGUUUAGAUAUGCAGGAUUCCAUUGGACGUAUGCAGUCGGCUGGCCAGUCGGGUCAAUUUUCGUCUGGAAUCCCUUCCCACAGUGCUCAUCAUCCUCAUGUUCCUAACCAAUUUCAUGUUUCACAUUUGGAUGCAAUUGAGGGACACUGGCCUGAGAAGAAUGAUCAGCUUGAGAAUGACUGGAUGGAUGCUCGGUUUCAGCAGCUGCAUAUUAAUGCUGAGAGGCAGAAAAGGGAAUCAGAGAUCAAGAAUACUUCUCAGGAUCAAAAUUUAUGGAUGUCAGAUGGAAUUAAUGAUGAGAACUCAAAGAGACUACUAAUGGAUUUACUCCAUCAAAAAUCUGGCCAUCAACCUAGCGAGUCGUUGAAUGCGAUGAGCAAUGGGAUGUUCUCUGAUAAAAGACUGCCAUCUGGCCACUACUCUGGAUCAAGCUCCUCAAACCACCUGUUCAAUCUCCAUGCAGACCAAGAAGCAGGUCUAAAUAACUCAUUUCGUGUAGGGUCAUUUGGUUCUAAUCCAGGUGAACUCCUACAGGAAGAGCAGGCCAGCAGUGUGGAAAGCAAUGAAAAGUUGAUGUAUGGAUCUAAUUCUGGAGCAUUGGCUGAUAGAGAGUCAUUUCUGGCAGGAAUGAAUGCAACGAGCCAGUCACUUUACACAAAUUCUAACAUGAUAAGUAAGUCUUCUAUAGGUAAAGAACUUUCUGAGUUGGAGGGCAGGAAGCGGGGGUCCAAAAGUGAGGGGAUAAUUAUGGGUCGAUCUUUUGAGACUCAAGAACGAAUGGUUGAACAAGCAGGGUUGUCUGCAACAAAUUUUGAGGAGAUGUCAAAACACGCUCAUAGCAUGAAUUCUUCCUCCGGUGUUUCAGGUGGGAAUGCUGGUUUUUAUGGUGACAAGAUUGGCGGAAGUAAUUCAUUUGUCGAACAAACUGGCAAGGAUCGGGCUCCCAUCCCAUCCAAAGGGCAAGAAAAUAUUCUGCUGAGACGACCUUCUGUCCCAAGUGCUUCAGCAUCGCAAGAAGGAUUAUCAGAACUGAUAUCAGAUCCAGUUCUUAGAGGAAAAAAUUCGAGUGCUGCUUCAGAUGGGGCAAGGCGAGACGCAGUGGUUAAUCCAGUAAACCAAGGUUCUGAUGUCAUGGCAUCUUCGAAAAAAGAAAUGCAUUUCCGCCGUACAUCAUCCGCCAGUGAUACUGAUGUAUCAGAGGCAUCAUUUAUCGAUAUGCUUAAGAGUAAUACCAAGAAGAUUGCUCCCAUGGAUGCCCACGCCACAGCUGGAUUUGCAGAAUCAUCAGAAGCAAUGCAAGGUGGCCGGAGUGGCAAAAAGAAAGGAAAGAAAGGGAGGCAAAUUGAUCCUGCCCUCCUUGGUUUUAAAGUCACCAGCAAUCGUAUAAUGAUGGGUGAAAUUCAACGAAUCGACGAUUAGGCCAUUUCUAUAGUUUCUGUAUAAAUCAUAUAAUUUCUCUACUGUUGUAUAGAUUUAGAACAGUUGAUUUAAAGCAUCUGCGGGUGGAAAUUCUUUUAGUGCUCGACGGUUGACAUACUGAAAGAUGGUAAAGAUGGCAUCACUUGCGAAUCUGAGUCGGUAGCAACAGGAUGGUAGAAAAGUUUUGUAGGAUCGAUAGGGUUUGGUUUACAAGGGAAGUGAUCUGGUGAUAUAUCUGUAUAUUGUUCAAAAUAAAGAGUUAUUUAGAUUUAUUAGAAA